Kwoniella botswanensis is the source of this 3207-nucleotide messenger RNA. RefSeq lists its product as uncharacterized. Gene Ontology annotation, biological process: DNA repair; DNA-templated DNA replication; mitotic cell cycle. The transcript has 17 exons. Gene Ontology annotation, molecular function: chromatin binding; protein binding. Gene Ontology annotation, cellular component: nuclear replication fork. The record is from RefSeq and is a predicted model, not a curated record. Lineage: Eukaryota; Fungi; Basidiomycota; Tremellomycetes; Tremellales; Cryptococcaceae. Bases 1 to 3207 code for a protein of 1068 amino acids.
AUGGUAGAAGCUUCCUCAGACCAGAUCACGUCCAUACCAUGUCAUCUGAGUGGCGUGACAAGAGUAUGCUUCUCACCGGAUGGAGCAACGAUAUUCACAGGUGGAUCAGAUUGUUUAGUAAGGAUACAUAAAGCAGAUCAACCAGAUUCCGAACCUGGAUUUCACGAUAAUCAUACAGACGCUGUCACCUCCUUAACUUGUUCUCGAAACAACCUUAUAACAGCUUCAGAGGAUAACAUCGCUCGGAUAUUUUCGUAUCCUCAGAAUGAAUUUACAGGUUUUUUGACCAGAAGUUCGGGCGUACCGAUCAGAUGGGUCAGUGUAGAUAAUGCAGGGGAAAGGGUAGCUGUCUGUAGCGAUGAUCUAUUAGUGAAAAUUGUAAACGUACAAGAUACGACUAGGGUCUCCCUCUUGUCUGAUAAUAACAAAUCAGUGAGAUCGGCCACAUGGGAUCCAACAGGCAAAUACUUGACUACCGCAUCAUGUGAUGGGAAGCUGAAAGUGUACGACACGACUGGAAGUGCACCACUUUGCUUGAAGAUCAUGGAAGGAGUGAUUGGGUCCAGCGAGUCUGAGUCAACUACUUCUUGCUACGCUUCGUGGCAUCCUUCAGGCAACUACUUUGCUGUGCCUACAAGGACAAACGAUAUCGGUAUAAUAAGUAGAGAAGGGUGGAGCAAGCAAACUACCUUUUCACACGAUGGACCUAAAUCACCUGUUGGAGAACUCGCUUGGUCCCCUAAUGGGAAAUAUCUUGCCUCAUCUUCUUCUAACACCAUAUACAUCUGGGCGACCGAGACUCGUCAAGUUGUAGCCAAAUAUACUAACCAGGAAGGGGCCAUAUCUGGGUUAUGUUUCUCGCCUAAAUCGAACCUCAUCGCCUAUACAUCGUUGGACGGAUCUUUUCACCGUUGGUCAAACCCUAUUCCAUCGAAUUUACCUAACCCGUACAGCACAGAGAAGGAAGAAGCUAAGAAAUUGGAUAAAUUGUUGGACGAUGAGUUUGGAGAUGACAACGAAGUGGAUAUGGAAGAAAAAGGAGAAGAUCUGGAUGAUAAUGAAGAUGACCUCUUUGGAGAUGAUGGAUGGAUUGUGAAUGAUGACGAUGGUGCUCCUGCGGGUUAUGGGAAAGAUGAUGAGGAGAGGAAAUGGGGCAGUGGAAGGAUGGAAGUUGUGAAUGUUACUAAGGCGCAAGCACCUUUCACACCUGGAAGUACAGAGUUCAAGAGCAAAAAACGUUACCUUGCAUUCAACAUGAUCGGAGUAAUCGACGUGACUGAUCAAGAAACACAUAAUGUCGUCAAUGUAGAAUUCCACGAUAAAUCGGCCAGGAGAGGAUAUCAUUUCCAAGAUCACAACAAGUAUACUAUCGCAUCAUUGGGUGAACAAGGUAUAGUCUACGCAUCGAAAUCUGCAGUGGAUUCACCUUCGACAGUCUACUAUAGACCGUACGAUUCAUGGGCUUCUCAAAGUGAUUGGUCAAUAUCCCUCUUACCUGGAGAAGAUGCCAUUGCGCUCGCAGCUGGAGGUGGAUCAAGUGCUGAAGGUGGAAUGGGAAGUGUCAUCGUAGCCACUAGUAAAGGAUAUGUGAGGUUCCUCACUGCAAGUGGAUUGCAGAGGUAUGUCUGGAGAUUGGGCGAGGAUGUCGUAUCGAUGGCGGCUGGGAAGGAUAAGGUGAUGGUGGUUCACAGAGAAGGAGGUACAAGUUUAGACGGUUGCCAGAAUCUGCGAUACUCUCUCAUGGAUCUGGAUACAUUCGAGAUCAUACAGGAAGGAAGGGUACCCCUGCCUAAGAAAGUGACAUUGAAAUGGCUUGGAUUUACCUCGGAUGGUGUACCUGCCAUAUACGACUCAGCUGGAUUACUGUCAACUCUCGAUAGACAUCGAAGACCGGGACAAGCGAGAUGGGUGCCUCUAUUUGAUACGACGUCAAUGAAGAAAGAAGGUAGACAAGAGAAUUACUGGCCUGUAGGAGUGACAUCAACACAUUUUCCCUGCAUAAUCCUAAAGGGAUCGGAGAAAGAACCUUGGUUCCCUCGUCCGUUGAUACAGGAGGUGGAGAUGCAUAUGCCUCUCCUGAAUUUGGAUAAUCAACAAGGUAAACUCGAAGAAAGCCUUGUCCGCGGUCAUCUGUCGCUAUCUACUUUCACUGACUCCUCCGAUCCCGACGCCGAAUACCUCAUCAAGGAGAAAGAGGUCGCGCUCGAUAAGGAGUAUCUCCAAUUGGUCCAAAUUGCUUGUAAAGCCGAUAACCUCCAGAGAGCAUUGGACGUAGCUAGGUUGAUGCAUAAUCCAGGAACUAUCGAAGCAGCAGCUAAAGUAGCUGCAUUCUACCAUUUACCGGGAUUACAAGAGAGAAUUGUAGGAGUCAAGACAGAGAAAGAAAGGAGGAAGAGAGAGAAAAGGAAUAAACCUAGGAUAUCAGAAUAUUCACACGCUCCCUCACCUACACCUGUACCAUCCUCUUCCAACGCCAAUGGAACGAGCUCUAAAGGAUUUACAUCGGAUUUCGCUCCACGAACCGCGAAUGCUAGAAGAUCGUUUGGAGGGGUCAAUAGGGAUGCUACGCCUGUAUCUUCUGCUCCCAGGGAUACUUUUAUACCUGAAACUCCAGGAGAUGAAAGUGAAUCGAUCACACCUGCAAUGGAGAAUGGUGAUGAUGGAGGAUCCGUCUCGCCGAUAGCUAAACGUAGAAAGUUGGAUGAUGCGGAGAAUGAAGGAUUCGCUGUACCGCAGAGUAAGAAGAAAGGUGAAGAAUAUCCUUUCCCUGCUGCCAACGCCGCACCCAAAAACCCAUUCGCGAAGAAACCAGCUGGAUCCAACCCUUUUGCUAAACCUGCUACAGGCUCCAAACCUUUAGAUCAAGUGAAAUCGACAAGUUUCUUCGAUAGAGUUGAUGAUAUCAAUUCUAGUGGAGUUUCAAAAGCUUCGAUGAAAACCAAAAAUCCAUUGAAAAGUAAAGGUAAAGAAACCCCUGGGACAGGCAAACAGACGACGUUGUUCGGUGCAGGAGUUACCAAACGACCUGCUCCUAUACCUAACUCAAUGACGACGGCCGAUUCGUUCGUCUCAACUGAGACCGAGGAUGACUAUGAAGAGACCCAGAGAGAGGAUGAGGAAGAGGAGACUUUUGGGAGUCGACCGGGGAUAUUGGAGGAAAGUAAUAUUCAAGAGACGAUGAGCCCCGAUGAGAUGGAAGUGGAGUAG